AUAACAAUUUGGAACCAGAUCCAGUUUACACGUAACAUGUCAACUAUCGAACCGCACCAGUAGAUACUGAUUAUUAAUAUAAAAGGCCUCACUGAUGCUGAAUAUGUAUCAUUCGCAUACAAAGAUCAAACAUACACAUACAAACAUGAUAUCUAAGGUCGCCGUCUUCGCCGCUGUACUGGUAGCAGUCAGCGCACAGCACUACGCCCAGCAAGGCCACUCCCAACACGGUCACGCCACAUCUUCCCAGUCCAUCAUCCGUCACGACAUCUCCCACAACCAACACGGCUACAGCCACGCCCCAGUAGCAGUGCACGCUGCCCCUCUGGUUCACGCUGCCCCUCUGGUUCACGCUGCCCCUGUGGUCCAUGCUGCUCCUAUCAUCCAGCACGUUGCACCCAUCGCUCAUGCUGCCCCGAUCCAAUAUAACCAAUACGGUCAGGGACAUGGACACGUGGACUACUAUUCGCACCCCAAAUACGAGUUCCAAUACAACGUAGCAGACUCGCACACCGGUGACAUCAAGUCCCAGCAUGAGGCUCGUGACGGCGACCACGUGACCGGCUCCUACAGUCUGCACCAACCCGACGGCUCCGUGCGCACCGUACACUACAACGCUGAUGCACACAGCGGAUUUAACGCUCAAGUGGAAAACUCUGCCCCAUCAACACACGCCCAGCCAGCGCCGGUACACUAUGCUCCAGUCCACAGCUAUCAUCAUUAGACCUUAAUAUCAUGUUUUAUUUACCCGAAUGUGUUAUAGUUCAUAAGAAAAUUUUAAAAGAAAUAUUUUUUUUACAAAUAAAUCUAGUCCAAAAAUA
Molecule: messenger RNA, 821 nt
Organism: Bicyclus anynana (squinting bush brown)
Lineage: Eukaryota; Metazoa; Arthropoda; Insecta; Lepidoptera; Nymphalidae
Product: cuticle protein 8
Exons: 4
Coding region: 95-724 (209 amino acids)
Cellular component (GO): extracellular matrix
Source: RefSeq, a predicted model, not a curated record